CUUCUUCUCUUUCCGUUAUAUAUAAGAAGGAGAAGAAGAGGAAGAGGAGGAAGAAGCUGGAGACUUCGGAGGAGACGGUGAAGGCGUCGCCAAGCAACGGCAAGAUCCGCUUCCGAUCGCCCUCUGCGGCGGAGCUCCUCCCCUCCGCGGCGGCGCCGGAGAUCGAUCCCAAGAUGCGCCACCGCGUCGGCGGCGGCGGCGGCGGAGGAGGAGGAGGAGGGCGUGGGGAGUCCUUCCCCGACCAGAUCCGGCGCCACCGCGGCGCCAUCCUCGUCGUCUCCGUCCCGCUCUUCCUCGUCGCCUUCGUCCUCCUCCUCAUGCCCCGCUACCCCGCCGUCGCCGUCGCCGGGAGGAAGACGAUGCCCGGGAGCGGCGAGGGGGGGACCGCGGGGUCGAGGAGCUACGCGGUCAUAUUCGACGCGGGGAGCUCGGGGAGUAGGGUUCACGUCUACUCCUUCGACGAGAACUUGGAUCUGCUCCACAUUGGGAAGGAGAUCGAGCUGUUCGUGCAGAAAAAACCAGGCUUGAGCUCCUUUGCUAAAGAUCCGCAGGAGGCAGCAAAUUCACUAACAUCUCUUCUGAAGGAAGCUGAAAGUGUGGUUCCUGUGGAAUUGAGACAAAAAACACCUGUCAGAGUUGGGGCAACAGCGGGGCUCAGAGCGUUGGGAACUGAAAAAUCUGAACAAAUUCUCCAAGCAGUUAGGGAUCUCCUUCAAGAUAAGAGCUCAUUGAAAUCGCAGGCAGAUUGGGUGACUGUUCUUGAUGGGACUCAGGAAGGUGCUUAUCAAUGGGUCACCAUCAAUUAUUUGUUAGGUAAUCUGGGAAAGACAUACUCAGAUACAGUUGGAGUGGUUGAUCUGGGAGGUGGAUCUGUCCAAAUGGCUUAUGCAAUCUCAGAGAAGGAUGCUGCAAAGGCACCCCAAGUGUCGGAUGGAGAGGAUUCAUAUGUGAAGAAACUGUUUCUAAAGGGAACAACAUACUACCUUUAUGUUCACAGUUAUUUACGGUAUGGUUUAUUGGCUGCUCGAGCAGAGAUUCUUAAGGCUGGAGAUGGCAGCAAUAACUGUAUAUUAAAUGGAUAUGAGGGGUCAUACAAGUAUGGCGACAAGGAAUACGAUGCCUCAGCUUUGCCUUCUGGUGCUAGUUUUUCGAAGUGUAGGGCUGAUGCAGUUAAAGCCCUUAAAGUUGAUGAAGCGACAUGCACACACAUGAAAUGUACUUUUGGUGGUGUGUGGAAUGGCGGUGGUGGGGACGGACAAAAGAAUCUAUUUGUUGCAUCCUUUUUCUUCGAUAGGGCUGCUGAGGCUGGCUUUGUAGAUCCUAACAAGGCAGUAGCUAAAGUUAAACCUUCGGAUUUCGAGGAGGCUGCUAAGCGUGCUUGUGAAAUGAAUGUCAACGACGCCAAAACCACCUAUCCGCUUGUUUCCAAGGACAACAUUCCAUAUCUUUGCAUGGAUCUCGUGUACCAGUUCACAUUGCUUGUGGAUGGAUUCGGUGUAGACCCUUAUCAAGAGAUCACUCUGGUCAAGAAGGUGCAAUACGGUGAUGCCUAUGUUGAAGCGGCGUGGCCACUCGGCAGUGCCAUCGAAGUCGCCUCAUCGGCAUAAACAGAUAAAUACUUGCUAACUGUUCAAAACCAAUCUCCUUUCAUAUGCUUGUGGCAUUAGCAUACCAUUGUUUCACAGCGCGGAUUUUGAUGGCCAGUAAUUCUGAUGAGGCUCCGACCCAUCUCGCCCUUCGACCUGCUGUUAUCUAGGAGAUUCUUGUCGCAUUUUUGGAGCACAAUUCUUUAUCUUCUCCUAUAUAUAAUUUACAGAGGGAUGUCAAGGUAUAAUUAAUAAUAAUUCGAGUUUAUUCUUUUCAAUGAGAUACAUCACCAUUUUUGAACAUUGUCAGCAAAUACAUAAUAUUAGUAUUUGAUUGAUUCAAAUUUUUUUUCAUCUA
Messenger RNA from Ananas comosus (pineapple), 1944 nucleotides. Its product is annotated as probable apyrase 1. Lineage: Eukaryota; Viridiplantae; Streptophyta; Magnoliopsida; Poales; Bromeliaceae. Bases 174 to 1607 code for a protein of 477 amino acids. The record is from RefSeq and is a predicted model, not a curated record. The transcript has 9 exons. Gene Ontology annotation, molecular function: nucleoside diphosphate phosphatase activity. Gene Ontology annotation, cellular component: membrane. Gene Ontology annotation, biological process: nucleoside diphosphate catabolic process.